This is a messenger RNA of Acaulospora morrowiae, 285 nucleotides long. The record is from the annotation of a GenBank genome assembly. Lineage: Eukaryota; Fungi; Glomeromycota; Glomeromycetes; Diversisporales; Acaulosporaceae.
AUUCAAUCUUUUAGUCCGGAGGCAUAUUGGACCUUGUCAGUAACUGUCUGCAAGCAAGAACCCAGUGGUAGUUAUGGACAAGAGAUGAAGCUUAAUUGGGCAAGGUUUAGAGUGUUUGAUAAGCAAGUCGCAAUUCUGUUUCAGGAUAUGGUCAAAGGAUAUAAAGAGGCGAAGGUGGUUUCCGUUAUUUCGGAAAAAAAGACAAAGGCCAGACCACACGCUUUGAACACGGUAGAAUUGCUAAAGUUUGGGUCCUCCAAUCUAGGCAUCGGUCCACAUGAUACA